AUGGGCCACGGAGGGUCUGAGGAGGAAAAAUGUGCUCUGGCUGACCACAGUACCGUGGAAGAUGCGCUCAGGCAAGUCUCAGUUCUCAGAGACAAGUAUGCGCCGUGGCCCAACCCGGCCGAUACGACCUACCACGAUCAUACGACGAACCUCGCUUCCUACCAACUGGUGCAAACCGCGGUAGAUGGUCAGUUGUUUAUGGCACCACUGGAGUCAGUAGCGGACUUUUCUAGGCGAGCUCGCCUGAGCGCGUGGCCCUGCGAGAAGAAUUGUCUAAUAAGCAAGAGAUACAAUGUCCAACAGGCCAACGCCUAAGCUAGCGUUGACAUGUAGAAGAAACCCGGUUGUUUGCACACCAUCUGAGCUGGAGGCCCCCGGAAUCUCAUCAUUGCAAGUAACUUUCUCCGCCAAUACAACCGAGCCGUCUUGCUAGUCUCCCUCGGACCAGGAUUCCCUCACAAUAGUCGAUCACCGGCUCAUGGAAAGGAUGUAACGAAUA
Molecule: messenger RNA, 499 nt
Organism: Aspergillus nidulans FGSC A4
Lineage: Eukaryota; Fungi; Ascomycota; Eurotiomycetes; Eurotiales; Aspergillaceae
Exons: 2
Coding region: 1-315 (104 amino acids)
Source: RefSeq, a predicted model, not a curated record